GAGCGGUGUAAGAAGAGAGCGAGGAGAGGGAAGGGAGAGAGAGAGAGACGCGGACGAUUCCGAGUUGCCGCUGCCACCACCACCACCACCGUAUUCACUGGUGGCUGUGUGUACGUGCCUCCGGUCAUGCGUUAAAGGCCGUGCUGGGAGGGCUCUUUUUUAUCCGUGUGUUAUCCUGCCGAGCAAGAAAUAACACAGCCCUUGUGCUGAUCCUAUAAAUAGAAUAAUAAUAAACCCAGAAUAAGAAUUCUCGGCGCGUAAUGCAUCCCCAGUAUUAUGUUAGCGCUGCUGCUCUAGUCCUUAAUCUAGUGAGCUUCCUCCAGCCCUAAUCAACUGCUCGAUCGUCACAAGCAGACGCAUUCUGAUUAUCGUUGCGCCGCUGUGCUGUUGAGUUCACAUUUAAAUAUAGAACUCGACUCAACACACACACAGACAGACACACGGUCAAGCGGUGUUCCGACCCUCUGGAAGAAACCAGGGAUCAGAUCGAACAUCUUCGCCGCCACGUGCUCGUAUUCCUCACCGGCGCAAGCUGCUUGCAAUGACGCACUCCGAGAUGAUGAUGAUGGUGGUGGUGGUGGCACGAGACUGCGUGGCUCGGCGCUGUAGGCGGACGAGCCAGGACCUCGUCUAGAUCGUGGUGGCCAUGCGCACUCUUCUCGCUUGAACGUGGUCGAGUUCGAGGAGAGUCAGACGCGACUCGACGGAGGAAAGAGAGAGACCCCCCCCCCCCACCCCCUCUCUGCACAAAUAUGCUCGGGACGGGAUGCUCUGCGAGCGUCACUGUGGUGGUAGCAGCAGCAGCGAUCCUGGCCGUGGCAAAGGCCACAAACAAGACACACGGUGGCUGAGAACAGCUGACGGGACGCUUGCGCACCAGGCAGGUUCGUGCAGAUCCCGGGAGACAUGCGCGCCAGGGAGGGCCAAGACGUGGACCUGACUUGCUCUUACCGAGGAGGAGGCGCGCCUGCGUUCGCCCCCCUCGAGAUCCAGUGGUGGUUCCUGGGCUCCGUGCCGGUGUCGGAGUCCACGCAGCAGCAGCAGGAGGAGGAGGAGGAGGACGUUCACGAGCUCCAGGGUGGCUUCAGUCAAGAGCCUACAAAAAUAAGUGUGGUCCGGGUUCUCGGCAGCAGCAUCUCCAGCCGGCUGCACCUGACCAACGUGCGCAAGCAGGACGAGGGCACGUACGAGUGCCGCGUCACCGACCGCCACGCGUGGCCCGCGCAGGAGCACAAGGCGAGGGCGGCCCUCACGGUGGAGAUGGCGGGGGGCCGCCGGCGCCCGGGCGGGCCCCGGGACGUCCAGGCGGCCGAGGCCAUGCCCCUCUUCCACAACGUCACGGCCAAGCGGAGCCCGGCGCGUCCCGCGGGGGCCCAAGGCGGAGCCUCCACACCCAACGCCAACGUCGGCCGCACGUCAGGUGGACCGAGGACAUGUCCAAGGCAACACAUCCUGCUUGUGAAAGCUGCCCUCAUCUUAGCCGCCCAAUAUUUUGUAAUACAUGCAAAGUAGCACAACGCUGUUCACGGUGUGAGACUUAGAAAGUAGACAGGUUCUUUUUUUGUGAAAUCAUUUUUCUAUUCACGUGAUGGAGAGAGAAGCAGUUGAGCAAAUGCGUUCCACCAUAGUAGUAAGAGACGAAAUAUAUAUUCUUGUUUCAGCAUGGGGCGAAUGCACUCACAACACAGCUCUUAAUCAGCUUCCCAUGACGUGGAAUCGACUGCCAUGGACAGAAACCAUCAGUCACGCUUAAUUUUAUAUAUUGUAAUUAAACUGUCAAUUUAAAUUAAUGAGCCAAGGGCGCAAAUCUAUGACCACCAAUGUUAAGGUGGUCGUAAACAUAUAUAAAAUAAAAUACUGUGUGUGUAUAUAGAGAGAGAGAGUUUAACUUAUUCUGGAAUGACACGGACAUUUAUUAAAAGAAAUGUUCACCAAAAAGUGAGAUUUUGGCGCUGAAAUAUAAAAAAGAUUGUCGUUUAUUCUCUCCCCUCCCGUAUGAAUUAAGGUACAUUCAGCCAAAAUCCAUAGUUUAUUUCGCAAUGUUUUUUUCAAAAUUAUAUUUAAACACGCGCACACACAGACACACACACACAUACACACGUGUACAUAUUUACUGCGUAAACACGAAUUUCUACGUCAUAAACACACAACGCACACGUAUGCGUACGCACAUGUGUAUAUUUGUACACGUUACCAUGGUGGCCCACACACACACCGAUCCACCCUCAGUGUGAUCCGCCCAAUCUGCCAAACUUAAUGCAGUCUCUAUCCCCCUUGCGGUCCAAAACAAACGUCCCAAUUUUGAAUGCACUUGGCCGCGCGUCUGAUCGUAACAGUGAGCAAAUUUGCGCAUGCGGGUACAUGCCCAUUGGAUCGCAGCCAAAGGUUCAAUUACAAACGCUCCGACCGGUUCGUGCAAUGAAUCACGGCGGAAGAGCGUGCGUGUAAAAAGGGAUGAACAGCCGGUCUGUCGAACAGCUGACAAGCAAAGAUGAAUGCAUCACAGGUGAAUCUUCGCUGAGUUGAACUCAAAAUCGCAGCACAAUUUAAGUUGGUUAAAAGUGUAAAGUUUGAAUACAGCCGUAUCUUGAUGAACUUGAUUUCACCAAAUGUGAACCCUUCUUUACAAUGUGACAUCCACCAUAUUUCGGACACUGACUCAUGCGACGUAUAUCAAAUAAACUAUAUGUUGUCUGUAAGCAAA
Messenger RNA from Lethenteron reissneri (Far Eastern brook lamprey), 2704 nucleotides. RefSeq names its product V-set and transmembrane domain-containing protein 2-like protein. Lineage: Eukaryota; Metazoa; Chordata; Hyperoartia; Petromyzontiformes; Petromyzontidae. The record is from RefSeq and is a predicted model, not a curated record. Gene Ontology annotation, cellular component: membrane.